Xylaria bambusicola is the source of this 1239-nucleotide messenger RNA. RefSeq lists its product as uncharacterized. Lineage: Eukaryota; Fungi; Ascomycota; Sordariomycetes; Xylariales; Xylariaceae. The coding region runs from base 1 to 1239 and encodes 412 amino acids. Gene Ontology annotation, molecular function: flavin adenine dinucleotide binding. The record is from RefSeq and is a predicted model, not a curated record. The transcript is spliced from 5 exons.
AUGCGGAACGCAUACAGCCAUACUGUUCAAUGUUGUAAUAGCGCCAAACUUCGUCCUAGGUGUGUUGUUCAGCCACGGUCCACAUCCAAGGUCGCUAUAGCCGUUAAAGCACUCGUGGAUGCAGACCAGGCAUUUGCCAUCCGUGCUGGUGACCAUAUGAACUGGGCAGGCAGCAACAACAUCAACAAUGGCGCAACAAUCGAUCUGGGUCUGCUCAAAGAAACUACUUACGACGUUGCAGCCGGCACGGCGGACACAAGCCUGGGCGCUAAGUGGAAGGACGUCUAUGAAGAGCUUGAAAAGGAUGGACGAGUCGUGGCCGGUGGUCGUGAGGCAGAAGUUGGCGCAGGAGGGUUUUUGCUCGACGGCGGGAACACGUUCUACGGCUUGGGUCAUGACUUUGCGUGCGAUAACAUCGUAGCGUACGAAGUUCACAACGCCGGCGAGCAUCAAGAUCUCUUUCAAGUGCUCAAAGGGGAAGGCAAUAACUUUUGGGUUGUUACCAAAAUUACCUUGAAGACAUUGCUCAGUGGCCCGAUUUGGGAUGGCUUCGCAGCCUUGCCAGCGGCUGCUGAGGCCGUCGCCGACUUCACCGCUCGCGCAUCCGGGGACCGCGACAGCACGCUCAAUCUCACUGUGUGCCAUAUCCCUCGUCUUGGUGGGGCCGCUGUCGUUUGCGCGGCUCGCCGAUAUUCCCAAGUCCUGACUUAUACAUCGUUGUCGACAGAUCACUAUAAUGUCUGGUACACCCUGUGUUUCAAAAACGAUGUCUCAAUCAUUAGCAAAGCAACGGAGUUGUAUCGUGUGUUAGCUAAACAGGCUGAAGAAAAGGUAACCGAUGGGGACUUUACAGCAUAUCUCUCGCUGCAGCCGAUCCCGAGACUCUACUCGCAGCACUCAGUAGCAGCUGGAGGCAACAUGUUUGGCCUGGAAAAUUAUACGCACGAUGCUACUUUUAUUCAGGCCAGCAUCAGGGUCUGGACUUCUGAACUGACAGAGUGGGCUGGUCCAGUAGUUCGAGAGACGGUUGAUGGCAUUCACGAAUACGCCGCUGCAGUGAUAGACGGUAUUUGCCCCUUUCUCUAUCUCAACUAUGCAAACCCUGAACAGAAGGUGCUAGAAAGCUACGGCGGCAAUAGCCUUGAUAAAAUGAGGAACGUGUCUUCUAAGUAUGAUCCGACUGGUGCAUUCCAGAGAUUGUGUCCUGGAGGUUUCAAGCUUGCAAAUGUUAAGAGCUGA